AUGGAGAACGUUGUAAGUGCAGUGUUGUUUGUUACGGAUCCACAUGAAAAGACUGUUUACUUCGUCAGUAAAUCUUUGACGGGGGCGGAAAAACGGUACAAAAAUAUUGAAAAGAUAGCACUUGCACUGUUCCAUGCAUCUCGUCGCCUCAAACCUUAUUUCCAAGUGAGGCAGAUCGUUGUCUACUCGGAAUACCCGCUGAAGAGAAUCCUGGAAUGUGCUGAUGAUUCCAUCCGACUAGCCAUAUGGUCAAAUUUUCUGGGGUCAUAUGAAAUCAAGUACGAGACCAGAACUGUAGAGAAGAGACACGCCCUGGUUGCACUGCUAGCAUAUUUUCCUGUGGACGACAAACAAACAGUUACCGAAGAAGAAGAGGAGUUGUUCAAACCCAUAGAGCCAGCCACCGAUCAUACUGGGGGCGAGUCCGUAAUUGAGGUCGAUACACCUGAACCAUUAUGGACUGUAUUUACUGAUGGGGCAUCGAAUGUUGGUGGAGAUGGAUGUGUCAUCCUUACUCCUGAAGGUUCGAGGAUCGAGAAAGCGACCAGGCUAGGUUUUCAAGCAUCAAACAAUGAUGCUGAAUAUGAAGCUGCAAUUAUCGGUUUAAAGGCUGUCAAACAGUUAUAUGCGAAGAACGUGAAGCUGGUGACUGAUUCCAUGCUAGUAGUUAGCCAGUUUCUGGGGACCUACAGAUCCAAGGAAGAGAGGAUGGCCCUGUAUUUGGAUCAUAUGAGAGAGCUACCAAAUGAUUUCGACCAAUUCUCUAUUGGGAAGCGAACGUGGUUGGAAAACAGGCACGCAGAUGCUUUAGCAUAUCUUUCUUCCGCAGUCGAAAAUGAUACCACUUGUUUCGUUGUAGUGGAUUUCCAAGAGUUGCCUAGCAUUUCCGACAUACAUUUUGUUCUGGCUCUCGAACACGCUAGUGGGGGCGAGAGGACAACUACAUCAACACAAGGAGAUACUGAGAACAUUGAUAGAAAUAUGGAUAUUGACAGUCCAGUGAUUGAUGGUUCAGGCAAUCCUGCUGAAAACGCUUCAGACUGGCGUCAACCUUAUAUCAGGUAUUUGACAACCAGUGAACUCCCAGAAGAUGAGAAACUUGCUUCAAAGGUGAAAAAGAAUGCUUGCAGAUAUUCAAUGAUCGAGGGGGAGCUGUACAGCAAACCUGUAGGUUUGGAUCCAUUUUUGCGGUGCAUAUCAGCCGAAGAAGGGCAACAAAUAUUGGCGGAGGCUCAUGAAGGAAUAUGUGGCAACCAUUCUGGAGGGCGCAGUCUCGCGCACAUGAUACUUUCCCAGGGAUACUUCUGGUCAUACAUGCAAAAAUAUGCUAAAGAAUGCGCACAUAAAUGCGUACCAUGCCAAGAGCACGCCCCAGUUCCUAAAAGGCCCGCCAACGAAUUGCAUCCAGUUUUUAGUCCCUGGUCAUUCUCUAUGUGGGGACUAGAUAUCGUCGUACCACUUCCCAAAGCUCCUGGAGGCGUUAAAUUUGUACUAGCCGCUACUGAUUAUUUCACCAAAUGGGUCAAAGCAGUGGCACUGGUACACGUUACUAGACAUGAUGUGAAAAGGUUUAUAUGGGAGAAUAUCGUUUGCAUAUUUGGAAUCUCGGACGCGAUAGUAUCAGACAAUGGGAAGCAGUCCGAUUCUGGGGUGAUCAAAGACUUCUGCAAGAACCUGAAUAUUCGCCACAAUUUCUCAUCUCCUUAUUAUGCUCAGAGUAACGGGCAGGCAGAAGCAACCAAUUGUGUUAUUAUGGACAAUCUCAAGAAAAGGCUAGAGAAAGCAAAGGGAAAAUGGACAUAA
This is a messenger RNA of Papaver somniferum (opium poppy), 1803 nucleotides long. RefSeq lists its product as uncharacterized. Gene Ontology annotation, molecular function: RNA-DNA hybrid ribonuclease activity; nucleic acid binding. The transcript has a single exon. The record is from RefSeq and is a predicted model, not a curated record. NCBI's taxonomy places the organism in Eukaryota, Viridiplantae, Streptophyta, Magnoliopsida, Ranunculales, Papaveraceae. Bases 1 to 1803 code for a protein of 600 amino acids. Gene Ontology annotation, biological process: DNA integration.